Messenger RNA from Effrenium voratum, 1218 nucleotides. Lineage: Eukaryota; Dinophyceae; Suessiales; Symbiodiniaceae. The record is from the annotation of a GenBank genome assembly.
AUGGCCGCAGUCCUGUCGGCCCCCAUGGUAAGGGCGCAAGGCAAGCCGCGCGUUGUGGUGGUUGGCGGCGGUGCCGGCGGUGCCACAGCAGCACGCUACAUCGCCAAGGGCAGCAAGGGCGCAAUCGACGUCACGUUGAUUGAGCCGACACGCAAGUACUACACAUGCUUUUUCUCCAAUCUUUAUCUGGGUGGUUUCAAGGAAAUCGAGGACAUUGGCCACACCUAUGGCGGCCUGGCCGCGGGCGGUGUGAACGUGGUGCAUGAUUGGGCUGUUGGCGUGGACCGGGAUGCCAGGACCGUUUCGUUGGCCGGCGGCGGUUCGCUGCCAUACGACAAGCUGAUCCUCAGUCCGGGCAUUGAUUUUGUCGAAGGUGCGGUCGAAGGUUGGGGGCUCAGCGCUCAAAACGCGAUGCCGCACGCCUACAAGGCAGGUUCCCAAUCCGAACUGUUGAAGGCGCAACUGAUGGCUAUGCCGGAAGGUGGCACCUUUGCGAUGGUCGCCCCCCCAAAUCCGUACCGCUGCCCUCCGGGACCAUACGAGCGUGUAUCGAUGGUGGCCCACUUUCUCAAGCAGAACAAUCCGACCGCGAAGAUCAUCGUGGCUGAUCCGAAACCAAAAUUUUCCAAGAUGGCACUGUUCCAGGAGGGUUGGGCGAACCACUACGAAGGCAUGAUCGACUGGAUCGGCGAUGAUUUUGGCGGCGGAAAUGUUUCCGUUGAUCCGAAUGAAAUGACGGUCUCAAUCGAUGGCGAGGUGACCAAGGUUGACGUUUGCAAUGUCAUCCCGGCCAUGAAGGCCGGUCGUAUUGCCGAGCUUGCAGGUGUAACCGACGGCAAUUGGGCACCGGUGAAUGCCUCGGACAUGUCAACAAAGGCGGAUGCCGAUAUCUAUGUUCUGGGUGACGCUUCCAGCCAGGGUGAUAUGCCCAAGUCAGGCUUUUCGGCGAACUCGCAGGCCAAGGUCUGCGCCAACGCGGUGCGGGGUGCUCUGACGGGUUCCAAGGUCUUCCCGGCAAAAUUCUCCAAUACAUGUUGGUCCCUGAUUGCGCCAGACGAUGGCGUAAAGGUCGGGGCAACAUACGAGGCGACGCCGGAGAAGAUAGCCAAGGUCGACGGGUUUAUUUCUCAGACCGGGGAAAGUUCCGACCUGCGCAAGGCGACCUACGAGGAAUCUGAAGGUUGGUACACCGGCAUCACCACAGACAUGCUCGGAUGA